AUGGUCAAAUCCCAGCUUCCUUCAGAUCACUCCAAAAUCGUUAUGGGAGGCCACUACCAAAUCCGCAAUACUUGUAUAGUUACUGAAGCGCAUUUUUUAAAGCUAAAAAAGCUAUUAGAUUUGGAUCUAUCUUCAAACUCUUUCACCUUGGAUGUCAAAUCCGAUCGGGUUCUUCCAUUCCAGGUCUUUUCUCUUGCAAUGAGUUCCUGCCAUUUGGGUCCUUUGUCAUUUCCGACUUGGCUGAAGUCACAAAAGCAGGUCUACGAUGUGGAUUUCUCAAAUGCUAGCAUUUCUUGCUCCAUACCUUACUGGAAGUAUUCCAUCAAGCAUUGGAAAUUGUGUUCAUCUCUCUGUAAUAACCACUUGUUUGGAACCAUUCCUACAUUCUUGGGUCAAUUAAGUUGGCUUGAAACAUUGCAUCUCAAUGACAACAAGCUGUAUGGACAGUUCCCAUCAUCAUUGCAAAACUUAUCGAGUUUGGAGACCCUAAAUCUUGGAAACAACAGAUUAAAUGGUAGAAUUCCACCAUUGAUUGGGAAAGGAUUUGAAAGUCUAAGAAUUCUUAUCUUGAGGUCUAAUUCAUUUUUAGGAGAACUUCCGGCUCUGUUAUCAAAUUUAAGUUCACUACAAGUCCUGGAUCUAGCAGAAAAUCAGUUGACAGGUAGUAUUCCAGCUAGCUUUGGACAUUUCAAAGGCCAACUUCAAAGAUACACCAAGACCCUCUCUCUUGUAACCAUGCUAGACCUUUCAGGGAAUAACUUGAGUGGAGAUCUUCCUACAGAGAUGACAAAUUUGUUUGGUUUGGUCAUUCUCAACUUGUCAAGAAACCAUUUCACUGGUCACAUUCCCAAAAGCAUUUCAAAGCUGAAGCAAUUGUCUUCUCUUGAUCUGUUGGAUUUUAGAACAAAAAACACAGCAAAAACGAAAGAGAAAGAAGCUUAA
Messenger RNA from Ziziphus jujuba (common jujube), 942 nucleotides. Its product is annotated as LRR receptor-like serine/threonine-protein kinase FLS2. The record is from RefSeq and is a predicted model, not a curated record. Bases 1 to 942 code for a protein of 313 amino acids. Gene Ontology annotation, molecular function: protein binding. Lineage: Eukaryota; Viridiplantae; Streptophyta; Magnoliopsida; Rosales; Rhamnaceae. The transcript has 4 exons.